This is a messenger RNA of Ornithorhynchus anatinus (platypus), 1017 nucleotides long. RefSeq lists its product as uncharacterized. Gene Ontology annotation, biological process: negative regulation of phosphatase activity. Lineage: Eukaryota; Metazoa; Chordata; Mammalia; Monotremata; Ornithorhynchidae. The coding region runs from base 111 to 950 and encodes 279 amino acids. The transcript has 3 exons. The record is from RefSeq and is a predicted model, not a curated record.
CGCUCACCGCGCGCGGAGCGCCGGACCGCUCGGGAGGUGCCGGCGGGCAACAGGUGGAGGCCAUCCCCGCCCGGCGACGGGCUCGCGGUCUAGAAGGGGGAGCCGGCGGGAUGGGCGGCGACGCUGACGCCGGCCGGCCCCGAUGUCGGGACGCAGCGGCGACGUGGACGCCGGGGAUGGGCUUCUCGGAGGAGGAGGAGGAGGAGGAGGAGGGCCCGCUCUGGGCGGCCGUGCCGUCCAUCACCUUCCUGGGCUUCGUCCUGCUGCUGCUGGUGGCCGUCUUCCCCUACUGGGUGCGCCUGGAGCCCCCGGACUCCGGGGACGUCCUCUUCAGCGGCCCGUGGGGCGGCUGCUUCCGGUGCCGGACGCCCCCGGUCCCGUCCGGGGCGUGCGUGGUCCUGGCGGGGCUGAUGCACGGCCUGCAGAUGAAGGAGUUGUCGCGGAGGCCCCGGGCUCCCAGGCUCAUCUUCCUCUGGCCUUACUCGGCCCUCGGCGGCGCCCUGUUCCUCUUCCUGCUGACCGGUUUCAUCUGCCUGCUCAACCACCUGCCCUUCUGGCGGGGUCUUCUCGCCGCCGCCAACCCGGCCCCUCGGGGAGGCCGGACGAGGAGGGCGGGCGGGCGGGCGGCCCUGGGAAGAACGUCCUGUAGCCCCCGUCCUCCCCCGGCCCCGGUAAACCGAGGCUGGACGGACGCCUCUCGGAUUUCUGGCUUCGGACCCCUCGCGGGCUCUGGGUGGCCACGGGUGCGGCGGGGGGCACGGAGGGAGGGGGUGGGCUUCCUCGGUGGCGAUAAUCGGGACCUCUGGCCGGGCCCCCCGCACCCUCGGGGGUGUCCCGGCAGACGACAGCACCCCGCCCGCCGAGGGGGCACCGAAGCGCCCCCUGCACCCCGGGAUGGGGGGGGGGUCCGGCACGGCGCCCUGCGGAGUCGAGCUGCAGAGGCCACCUAAAACGGGUCGCGUUGGACGCGGCACCUCCUCUUCCUCGGGUCUCCCGUCUUGGACCGGGCCCCGCCGC